UUGAAGAUGGCGAAGUCGUUUUCAAGGAUUUUGGCAGUUGCCAAAUUAGCGCGUCCAAAUCCAUGUUUCUAUUCAUCUACAAGGCUUAAGACAGAUAUGACUAAUGAUAACUUUACAAACCCAAAGUAUGAGGGCCAGGAGAAGGAAAGAAAACACAUUGAGACACCAAAGUUUACAAACGAAAUGGACCCAAAUGUUGUGACUCUAGGGAAGAUCUAUGACAAGAAGCCAUUUAGACUUGAACUGGAAGCAGGAAAGAAGUACUUUUGGUGUGCUUGUGGUCAUAGUAGGAAUCAGCCAAUAUGUGAUGGUUCUCACCGAAUAUUGGAUGGGACAGGUUUCAUUAAAUGGGGACCAAAACACAGACCAAUAAUGUUUACUGUGGAAAAGACAGGAGAUUAUUGGUUGUGUAACUGUAAACAAACAAAAAAUAGACCGUUCUGUGAUGGGACACAUAGACGAGAGGAUAUACAAGAAACUAGGGGAAGAUAAUGAAUGGACAGUUUAUAGGAACUGCUACAACUGCUAUCAAUAAUUUUCGCGCUUUCCUUGAAAACAAGGUUGUGUUGAAUGAUAAAAGGGACCCAUCAGUUAAUGACAGUCACCAAAUACAGGUUACUGUUUUCGCUAUCAGUGGUCUGAUUUGUAUGGACUUAACAGAACAUAGAGUUGUUGGAAUUUGAAGAUUUUUUAAGGCUUUCUUCACUCUGUGAAUGAUCUGGUUUGCGAAAUGAGCAUUUUGAUAUACUCAGGAUAUCAAAUAUGUAUAUUGGCCAGACAAGGUGUUUGGUUUCGAUAUUGUAUAUGAAAAACAUCAAAGAAGAAAGUUUUCAAGCAUUGUACAUGAAUAUUUCCUGAAUCAUGUCCCGAAGAAAAAUGGAGGUGGCUUGGUUAAAUAAACUUGUGUAAAAUAACUGUCCUUGUGGUCUCUUCUUUUAUUCAUAGAAAUGAUUGGCUACAAUGUAGCAAAGUAGCCUCCCUUUCUCUCAGAGGUAUAGGCUCUCCAAGAUCUAUCCAGGGAAUGCGAUGACAACUACAUUUCCUCAAAUAAACCUGUAGUCCGAUGUUUGUUGGGUAAAUCAUCUUGACAGGCAUCCUUCUAUCA
Molecule: messenger RNA, 1105 nt
Organism: Lineus longissimus
Lineage: Eukaryota; Metazoa; Nemertea; Pilidiophora; Heteronemertea; Lineidae
Product: CDGSH iron-sulfur domain-containing protein 3, mitochondrial-like
Exons: 3
Coding region: 7-492 (161 amino acids)
Cellular component (GO): mitochondrion
Molecular function (GO): 2 iron, 2 sulfur cluster binding
Source: RefSeq, a predicted model, not a curated record